Molecule: messenger RNA, 2596 nt
Organism: Theobroma cacao (cacao)
Lineage: Eukaryota; Viridiplantae; Streptophyta; Magnoliopsida; Malvales; Malvaceae
Product: putative methyltransferase PMT23
Cellular component (GO): cytoplasm; endosome; trans-Golgi network
Molecular function (GO): methyltransferase activity
Source: RefSeq, a predicted model, not a curated record
UCCGGUGUCCAGCGGUUGGGAGUUCUAUUCCCAUUUGUUUUCAGUUCUGUUGAACAAAACAACCAGCAAAGAGUCAGCGACCGUGAGCAGAGAAUUAAAACAACUGGCACAGUUAAAUAAAAAGCAAACGACAUUCCGAAUUCCUUCUCUCUUUUAACCGCGUCCGCUUCCCUUCCUCAGAUAUUCCUUCCUCAGCUAAGAUUUUUCCAUCGCUCUCCUCUCAUUUUCUCUCCAUCCAAACAAAGAGAAAACAAAAAGAGAGAAAAUGCCGAUUUCCGUUCCCAACCUCUUCAAAGAACGGAAAUAUCCUUUCCUUUUCGCUCUUUCGAUCCUUCUCAUUUCCUUCGCAAUCCUCUUCUUAACCAACUCCUUCUCCCCUUUCCCUUCCCUCCCUCUCUCCUCCGAUCUCCACGUCUCCCAAUCUCAACCUCCUACUCCUCCUCCGCCGCCGUCUUCUUUACGAUCACGAUCUCCCAACGACACCGUUCGGUUCCCGCCAGAAUCGCGGUCCAGAAACGACGCGGCGUCUGAGGUGGACUUGAGUGUGAGCUUGGACGUGCAAUGGGGGAACUGUAAACUAGGGGCGGCGGCCGUGGAUUACAUACCGUGUUUGGAUAACUGGAAAGCGAUAAAAGAACUGAAAUCGAGGAAGCAUAUGGAGCACAGGGAAAGGCAUUGUCCGAGUCCGAGUCCGAGUCCGAGAUGUUUGGUGCCCUUGCCGAGUGGUUAUAAGGCUCCUGUUCAAUGGCCUAAGAGCAGGGACAUGAUAUGGUAUGACAAUGUUCCUCAUCCUAAGCUUGUGGAAUACAAGAAAGAGCAGAAUUGGGUGCGUAAAUCUGGUGAUUAUUUCGUUUUCCCUGGAGGUGGUACACAAUUUAAGAAUGGGGUUACUAGCUAUAUUGAUUUCAUAAAAAAGACUUUACCGGCUAUUCAAUGGGGGAAGCACAUUAGGGUCAUUUUGGAUGUUGGCUGCGGUGUUGCCAGCUUUGGUGGUUUUUUGCUGGACAAAGGUGUAAUUACCAUGUCAUUUGCCCCAAAGGAUGAACACGAAGCUCAGAUACAGUUUGCUCUAGAGCGGGGAAUUCCUGCUAUACUUUCUGUCAUUGGUACACAAAAGCUGACAUUUCCAGACAAUGCAUAUGAUUUGAUACAUUGUGCACGAUGCAGAGUUCAUUGGGAUGGGGAUGGUGGGAAACCAUUAUUGGAGCUGAACAGGAUUCUUAGGCCAGGAGGAUACUUUAUAUGGUCUGCUACACCGGUUUAUCGAGACGAUGAGAGAGAUCGUAAUGUUUGGAAGUCUAUGGUGGCUUUGACGACGUCCAUGUGCUGGAAAGUUGUGGCUAAAACUGUUGAUUCAACUGGAAUUGGGCUUGUAAUAUAUCAAAAGCCUGCCUCGUAUUCCUGUUACGAGCAACGCAAAGAAAAAAGUCCGUCCUUGUGUGAUCAGAAAAAUAACCAGAACAUCUCAUGGUAUGAGCCUCUUAGCUAUUGUCUUUCCAGACUUCCAGCUGAUAACAUCGGUAACUUGCUCAGCUGGCCCAAACCAUGGCCCCGAAGGCUUAGCAGUAAGCCUCCAAGCCUUCCAUCUGAACCAGAUGCUAAAGAUAUUUUCAAUGAGGAUUCGAAACAUUGGGCAGCACUUGUAUCAGAUGUGUAUCUUGAUGGUCUGGCUAUAAACUGGGCAAGCAUAAGAAACGUGAUGGAUAUGAAUGCUGGUUAUGGAGGAUUUGCUGCGGCACUUAUUGAGCAACCACUCUGGGUGAUGAAUGUUGUACCUAUUGAUGCACAAGAUACUUUGCCCAUUAUUUUUGACAGGGGGUUGAUUGGAGUCUAUCAUGACUGGUGUGAGUCUUUUAAUACUUACCCUCGAACGUAUGAUAUACUGCAUUCCAGAUUUCUCUUCGGAAACCUUAAAGAGAGAUGUGACAUUAUAGAUGUAGCUGUGGAAAUGGAUCGCAUACUGAGACCCGGUGGAUAUCUCUUGGUCCAGGACACCAUGGAAAUGAUUAAGAAGCUCAAUCCGGUGCUGCGUUCACUCCACUGGUCAACAAGCCUUUAUCAAGGCCAAUUUCUUGUUGGUAAGAAGGGUUCUUGGCGUCCAAGUGAUGACUAAACAAAAAAAACAUGAACAGCUACCUAGGUUCGUCCACUCCGACUUUAUUCUGAAUUAGCAUUACACCUUAACCAGUUGCAAGGAAAAAGGAUGAUCUCUUGGCUUCUGCAGCAAAUUUGAGUCACAACACCCAUAUUUUACCUUUCUUUUGCCCCUAAUUUCUUUCAGGAAUAUAUUUUUUUCCCCUUCCGUUGCCAUUUUGUUGUACAAUCCUAUAGAAAAGGAUGAGAGCUUAUAGCAUGACAUACAACAAUCAGUCAAUUCAAAUAUCUGAGUUUUGCUUGGCCAUAAAAAAACAGGUCCAGUAGUGGUUUUGCACAGUUUGCUCAACUGCUCGAAAGGAAAAGCUACAGCAUACGGUCGUGCCAAGUCCACAUUAUUUUUUCCUGAAUUAAAAUCCUGAAGCCCAUAGAUCCUGACAAUUUCUGUGAAUUCAAUGAAGUUUCCAAUGAAAGCUAGUACAUCUCUUCGAAUUAUCCAGUA